UUCUGAUAUACAUUUAUCUUAUUAAAAAGAUUUAGAUUUUUCAUUUUACAAAAUGUUCUUAGAUAAGUAUUAGAAACUAAGAAGUAAUGAAAAUGUGUUUUAUACUUGUUAUCAAGUUCACUCUUCUUUAUCCCUUUCGCAAAAUACAAAUAAUACAAUUGGCUCUGGAUUCUAAAACUUCGUAACUGAAUGUAUACGGUAUAGACUCAGUAUUCAACCUAAAUAAAUCCAAAAGGCAGUAAGAAUGUGUUGGGGACGAUAGAUCCCCAAACUCAUAUUUUUAAAUUUUGUCUUAUCGAUCAUCGAAUCGAUUAAAUGUUAGAUAUUUUUAUUGGGGUCAAUUCAUGAACUAUCGAUUAAAGGCGCAAAUAGAUCAAUUGAUGAACUAUCGAUUAAAUGUACAAAUAGGUCAAUUGAUGAACUAUCGAUUAAAUGUUCAAAUAGCAGUCAAUCGUUGAUUAAUGUUCAAAAAUCUUCCAUGACAAUAUCGAUUGUAAAUAUUUGUAUAAAUACGCUUGACUUGUAUGCUUGAUCUGCCUGCCUGACUUGUUAUCUGCUGUUUGUCUGUAGAAUACACUUUCUACACCUUACCCAGACUUCUUGAUCGAGUUAGCAGAGUUGGGGACAACGAACCAGAAUAGGCUAUCGAGUCGCUGAAUCAUUGAUCCUUCGUUCGUUCGAGUAAGACGCAUCAGUAAUAGCAUUCAAGCAAUAACGAAACAUAACAAAUUGGCGACGGUGGUUUUGAAUUAUGGACCCUGCCAAACUUGAACUGUUACUUGAACAGCAGCUAAAAUUGAUGCAAAUGUUAAUGGAGACCAAGGUUACGCCUCCCUUACAGCCAAGCACGUCUAGUUCAACCACGGUACCAUCAGUAGAUGGCAUCGCAAAUAGCAUAGCUGAAUUUCAUUACGAUCCUGAUUCUAAUGUUACUUUUGAGAUGUGGUUCAGGCGAUAUGAAGAUCUAUUUAAAUUUGAUUUCGCCAAUCAAGAUGAUGCUUGGUAAGUGCGGCUGCUACUUCGUAAACUGGGUGUAAAUGAGCUGGACAAGUAUUGCAAUCUGAUCCUGCCGUUGAACCCACGAGACCGAUCAUUUGCAGACACAAUUCAAACAUUAAGCCAACAUUUUGGCGAUAACUCGUCACUGUUUAAUACUCGUUAUCGUUGCUUGAAGCUAACUAUGAACGAAGAUGAUGAUUUUCUUACGCAUGUGGGCGUCGUCAACCGCGAAUGCGAACGCUUCCGGUUAAAGUCCUUGACUGAAGAUCAGUUUAAGGCCCUGAUACUUAUUUGCAGCCUACAGCACCAAAAGUUCAGUGACUUACGAACAAGGCUAUUAAGUCGUUUAGAUCAAGAGCCAAAACUCACCCUGAACUAUAUAGCUAAUGAAUAUCAACGUCUCAUCAAUCUGCAACGAGACACUUCUAUGGUCCAGAGUGGUGGAUCUAGCCGAUUUGAAGUACGAGCGGUGCAACAGACACCUCGCAAAAACAAACACGUCCCCGCUUCAUCCAGUCCAUCUCACUCCAGCUCUAGACGACAGACUAAAGCAACUCCUCCUGCUCCUUGCUGGCAAUGUGGUGCAUGGCACUACGUUCGAAACUGCCCAUUUAAUCAACAUCGAUGCAAGAAGUGUAAGGUUAUUGGUCAUAGGGAUGGUUUUUGUCUGACGAAGAAGACUCCAAGUCAAUCCAGAAAUACCAAAAAGACCCUUCCUAGAUCCCGCACCAAUUCAUUGAGCUUAGUAUCUUCGUGUCAAAGCUCAUCACCGUGUCAGAGAAAAUUUAUUACUGUUAACAUUAAUGGGCAUUCAUCUAAAUUGCAAAUAGAUACAGCAUCAGAUGUCACUAUCCUUUCUCGUAAGACUUGGAUCAAAAUGGCCAGCCCAAACUUGCAGCAUACAACGCAAAAGCCUCGUACUGCGUGUGGUAACUACCUUCACCUGCUAGGACAAAUGGAAUGUACAGUCACUUUCCGUGAUUUGGCAUUUGUUGGGGUAUGCUACAUAACGCCAGCUGACCUAAAUUUGCUCGGGUUAGAUUGGUUCGACCACUUAAAUUUAGCUGAUGUCCCGUUGAAUACCAUAUGCAACCUGGUAUCACAACCCCAACUACGACAACAACCACACGACUUGGAAGUUUAUACGAGGAACUUAAUGACGCAGUUUUCAACUAUUUUCCAACCUGGAUUGGGUCGCUGCUCUGCCAUGAAAGCAACACUUCGAUUGAAAACUGGGGCUAAGCCUGUUUUUCGCCCAAAGAGACCUGUCCCUUAUGCAACAUUACAAACAGUAGAUGAAGAAUUGAAUCGCCUUCAACAACAAGGAGUUAUCACUCCCGUUUCCUACUCUGCAUGGGCAGCACCUAUCGUGGUUAUUAAGAAAGCCAACGGCACGAUACGUAUAUGUGCUGACUUUUCAACAGGUCUCAAUGCAGCUCUGGAACAACAUCAUUAUACCCUGCCUGUUCCCGCAGACCUAUUUACCAUGCUGAAUGGGGGAAGAUUUUUCGCUAAGCUGGAUCUAGCUGAUGCUUAUUUGCAAGUGGAAGUAGAUGAAGCAUCAAGAGAGCUGUUAACUAUCAAUACUCAUCGUGGUUUGUUCCAGUAUAACCGUCUACCUUUCGGAGUCAAAACUGCACCAUCUAUUUUCCAGCAACUAAUGGAUACCAUCCUAUCAGGUAUCUCGGGAGUCGCGGCUUAUUUGGAUGACAUUUUAAUUGUAGCAACGACAUUAGAACAGCUAAGAGAACGCACGACAUUGGUACUGCAACGCAUCAGUGACAACGGUUUCCGGUUACGCCUAGAGAAAUGCCAGUUUUAUUUGCAGUCGGUAAAAUACUUGGGGUUCAUUUUCGAUGCCGACGGCCGCAGGCCGGAUCCUGAGAAUAUCCGAGCUAUCAAACUGAUGCCAACUCCUACUAAUGUCUCGUCACUACGUUCCUUCCUGGGACUUGUCAGCUAUUACUCAGCGUUCGUUCCAUCGAUGCAUGAUAUUCGCGCUCCACUGAAUAGCUUACUGCAGAAGAACAGCUCUUGGAGCUGGACUAAACAGUGUGACACUGCCUUUUGUAAACUGAAGUCCAUUAUUAGUUCGGAAUUGCUGUUGACACACUACGAUCCAGCCAUGCCGAUCAUAGUAGCUGCAGACGCUUCCGCCUAUGGCCUAGGCGCUGUUAUCUCCCAUCAGUUCCCGGAUGCAUCGGAAAAAGCCGUUAUGCAUGCUGCCCGCACACUAACCCCAGCAAAAAAAAAUACAGCCAGAUAGAAAAAGAAGCUCUUGCGCUUGUGUUUGCUGUGCGCCGUUUCCACAAGUUCCUGUACGGUCGGAGAUUCACGCUUCUCACAGAUCACAAGCCUUUACUCGCAAUAUUCGGGUCGAAAUCUGGCAUUCCAGCUCAUUCAGCAAAUCGCCUUCAGAGAUGGGCUUUAGCACUCUUGGGGUAUGAUUUCGAGAUCCAGUACCGACGCACUCAACAAUUCGGUCAGGCGGAUGCCUUAUCACGACUCAUUAGUGACCAGUUGGCGGCUGAGGAAAACACGGUAAUCGCAUCUCUGCUAGCGGAAGACCACGCCGAAUGUUAUCUGACGACCGCAAUACGAACUUUGCCGGUAUCUGCAGCGGACAUACAAAAUGCUUCUAAGAGCGACCCCAUCAUCAGGAUGACUAUGAGCUAUGUCACCAACGGUUAGCCGUCUAAGAAGUUUGAUGGUGAUAUAAAACAGCUGUAUCAGCGGCGGGAUUCUCUAUGCAUUGUGAACGACUGCUUGAUGUUCGGAGAGAGAGUGGUUGUGCCAGAAUCCCUUCGUGCAAAAGUGCUGAAACAGUUCCACCUUGGUCAUCCGGGGGUUAGACGAAUGAAAUCCAUAGCCAGGAGUCAUGCGUAUUGGCCGCUAAUGGAUCAACAUAUAACAGAAUUGGUUGGGAAGUGUAUGCGGUGUCAGCAAGCGGCAAAAAUGAACGCCAAAGUUCCACCAGUUUCAUGGCCACAACCUGAUCAUCCUUGGUCCAGAAUACACGUCGACUUUGCAGGCCCGAUUAACGGAACCAUGUAUCUAGUUGUAGUCGACGCCCUUUCGAAAUGGCCUGAAAUCAACCCUAUCAUACCGCCAACGACAACUAAAACAAUACAGAUCCUCACAGAAAUUUUCUCCCGAAAUGGUAUACCAGAUGCUAUUGUAUCUGACAACGGUUCACAGUUCACCUCCAGCCAAUUCCAGUCAUUCUGUCAACGACUAGCCAUAAAGCACUUACGCUCGCCACCAUACCACCCGCAGUCGAAUGGGCAAGCAGAAAGGUUUGUGGAUACGUUUAAAAGAGCCUUGGCUAAAACAAAAGGGGAGGGGACGCCAGCAGACGCAUUGCAAAAUUUCUUAUACGUGUAUCGAACAACACCAAAUGAGAUGUUGCCGGAGCGAAAGUCCCCAGCAGAGAUCCUAAUGGGAAGAAGACUGAAGACGAUCCACAGCCUGAUGCAUCCAAGUAAUGCACCUACACCUGUACGGAUAAAGUUUGAAAAGCGAUCCGCGUACGAAGUGGGAUGUCCUGUGUUUGCCCGUGAUUACAGACCGACCCAUAGUCCAUGGACAGAAGCGCGAGUGGUCAGAAGAGUUGGCCGAGUCAUGUACGAAGUUGAGGUAGGCAGCGACAGGUGGCAACGCCAUCGGAAUCAGUUACGCAAACGGUUAGCACCAGACUGCCCAUCAACAGAAUCAAGUAUUCCUCUUGACAUCCUGCUAGACACAUUCAACUUACCGGCAAACCCACCAAAAGAAAAACCUCAACAACAAGCUGAAACACGUCACAGACGGUGGCCUAUCCGAGAACGGCGAGCAACAGUCAGGAUGCAGGUUGACCCCAGGAAAGCCCACUAUUAAAGGGGGAGGAGUGUUGGGGACGAUAGAUCCCCAAACUCAUAUUUUUAAAUUUUGUCUUAUCGAUCAUCGAAUCGAUUAAAUGUUAGAUAUUUUUAUUGGGGUCAAUUCAUGAACUAUCGAUUAAAGGCGCAAAUAGAUCAAUUGAUGAACUAUCGAUUAAAUGUACAAAUAGGUCAAUUGAUGAACUAUCGAUUAAAUGUUCAAAUAGCAGUCAAUCGUUGAUUAAUGUUCAAAAAUCUUCCAUGACAAUAUCGAUUGUAAAUAUUUGUAUAAAUACGCUUGACUUGUAUGCUUGAUCUGCCUGCCUGACUUGUUAUCUGCUGUUUGUCUGUAGAAUACACUUUCUACACCUUACCCAGACUUCUUGAUCGAGUUAGCAGAGUUGGGGACAACGAACCAGAAUAGGCUAUCGAGUCGCUGAAUCAUUGAUCCUUCGUUCGUUCGAGUAAGACGCAUCAGUAAUAGCAUUCAAGCAAUAACGAAGCAUAACAGAAUGUAUUCAAGGUUAAUAAAAUGUAAUACUGUAAAUGCAAAUAUACAACCUUAUAACAGUUAAUAACAUCCAACUAUGAUGUUUCCAGUUAAGAAUCAUAUCAAACUCAACAAAUUCAAGGUACUUUAAAGAAACCAUUUGAGAUUGAUAAGUGCCCAAAGUAGAUAACACGAUAAGGCAAAAAAAAAACAGAGAAAAAGUUGUUAGAAAACACUUUAUAAUGGACCAAAUAAACAUUCGGAAAUCCCAUAAAAGUUUUACUAAAAGACAAAAACAGUAAAUCAUAAGAAAAAUCGAAUGCUACUACUACUACUACUACUACUACUACUACUACUACUACUACUACUUUGACGGAUUACAGUGUGAAGUGGUGCAUGGAGGACAACUGAUAGAUGCAUUCCAUGAAAGGACCGAAGUCAGACAAGGUCGCUUACUUUCUUCCUUCCAAUUUCUUCUGGUGAUCGACUGGGCUACUUUUAUUUAUCUACUUAAGUUAAUAGAGAAUAUAAGAAAGUCAAAUUAGAAAACAAAUCUAUUUUUUCAAUAUGGUGGCUUAAUACUACAUUACGUAAAUGAGAAUUAAUUAAGAAAAAACAAACAAACGGAAAAUUGACUUUUCUUAAAAUAAAAAAAUAGUAGUUAGGAUUAAAUAUAAAAAAUGAACACAAAGACGAUUAAUAAUAUAUUGAAGUCAUAAUUUUUGUAUAACUUCAAAGCUUGGCCCUAUGGUUUUUAUUCAAUGUAAAGAAAUGGAAUCUCUUUAGGACUAUAGUAGUUUUAAUUUCCACCCGUGAUUCCGCGUGCGGGAUCGUAGAUACACACUGAGGAGGAGUCUCAUAUUAGGACGGAAUGGUCAUUCAGUGCUUCCAGGUUUUCAGUGGUGGUCUAAAUUGAUUCAUUCAUAGUAUUGUAGGGCCAGUGAAAUGUUACUUAGCCCUAGCCAAAUCAUCCGGCAGUUGGGUCACUGAAUAUCGAACAGAUCAUCGAUCCAUUAUGAUGGUGGUCUCACUAUCUUCUCUGUACUCAUUUUUGCUAAUAUAUUUCCGUAAUAACGUCCCUUGUGUUUUACGGUUUUCAAAGCACCUAUAGUACCUCGAUACGACGAAAGGGUAAUCCACAUUAGGUGUUGACCUCGAGAUGUGACUUCGAUGUUAGCUGUUGGUCACAUCAUUCCCGUCCGACUCAAGUAGGCCCACAAUCGUUCAAUGUAGAUCAUCAACGUUGAUGAUCUACAAUAUCAGUCUAAAAUCAACAAUAUUCACAGCCCUAUACUGAUAAGGUAUUUAUUGUCUUAUGGGUGAUUAAGCUGUACCAUAUUUGUUUAAGUCUUUUUAAUAAAAAUAGCG
Molecule: messenger RNA, 6714 nt
Organism: Schistosoma haematobium
Lineage: Eukaryota; Metazoa; Platyhelminthes; Trematoda; Strigeidida; Schistosomatidae
Exons: 1
Coding region: 1181-3265 (694 amino acids)
Source: RefSeq, a predicted model, not a curated record